AUGUCGACGCAUACUGUCACAGACAUGAGAUGGCAUAAGGAAAAACGGGUAGACGAUGAUGUGAUGCGGCAUCCUGCAGAUGGGGAGGCAUGGAAAGAUGUGGUUGCCAAUUUCAACGACACAUUCACAAAGAUGAGGUCAUCGCUUCCAAUGGGAAUGACUGAGAACAAUUCACCCACCUACCUCUCCUCCGGCAACCCCUGCCUUGAUUUCUUCUUCCACGUCGUCCCAGACACUCCGCCUUCCUACCUCCACCAACAGCUUCCCCUGGCUUGGGCCCACGAUUCUCUAACCACCCUCAAGCUCAUCUGCAAUCUCCGCGGGGUGCGUGGUUUUGGAAAGUCCGACAAGGAAGGCUUUUACACGGCGGCUUUUUGGCUCCACCAGAACCACCCCAAAACCCUAGCCUGCAACCUCGCCUCCUUUGCCCAAUUCGGGUGCUUUAGAGACCUGCCCGAGAUUAUGUACCGGGUUCUACAAGGCCAAGACGUGAGAGAGAAGGAAAAGGCCGAGUGGCUACGGAUAAAAGGCAGUGGGAAGAGGGGGAGGAGGGGAAGGAUUAUGAGGACAGAUGGAACUAGGAGGGACAAGUCGAAAUCUAAAGCGAAAAGGGUUAAGGAGGAGUCUAGAGAGGUUCGGAUCAACAAGUCAUUGGAGAGGGACAAAUUGGAAAAAGAAAAGGCCAGUGCCUUGAGGACAGAGAAGAUGGUCGCCAUGGCCAAGAAGGCCCUUGACAGGUACCAGAGUGACUCGGAUUAUCAAUUCUUACACGACCAGAUUUCGGAUCUCUUUGCCGAGUGCUUGAAGUCGGAUAUGGAAUGUUUGAAGAGGAAUAACUACAUUACGCUGGCGGCCAAGUGGUGCCCUUCCAUCUACUCCUCCUUCGACCGCGCCACUUUGCUCUGCGAAAGCAUUGCAAGGAAAGUUUUCCCGAGGGAAUUGUGUCCGGAGUAUGAAGGCAUUGAGGAUGAACAUUACGCCUACAGAGUUCGUGACAGGCUGAAGAAGGAGGUUUUGGUGCCGUUGAGGAAGGCCAUGGACUUACCCGAGGUGUAUAUGACUACCAAGCAGUGGGGUUCCAUUCCGUACAACAAAGUGGCCUCUGUGGCCAUGAAGCUUUACAAGGAAAAGUUUUUGGAGCACGACAAAGAGAGGUUUAGCAAGUAUUUGGAGGAUGUCAAAGCCGGUAAGUCCAAGAUUGCCGCCGGUGCUUUGCUUCCUCAUGAGAUCAUUGCCCAACUGAAUAUUGAGCUCUACGAUCAUUAUUCUUCUGAAUCUCCCAACGAAAAUGGUGAUGUUGAUGAUCAAGUGGCUGAGCUUCAGUGGAAGAGAAUGGUGGAUGACAUGCUAAAGCAAGGCAAUAUGAACAACUGCUUGGCUGUAUGUGAUGUCUCAGGAAGCAUGGAAGGAACCCCAAUGGAGGUGUCCGUGGCUUUGGGAUUGUUGGUGUCCGAACUGAGUGAAGAGCCAUGGAAGGGAAAGGUUAUCACUUUCAGUGAAAACCCUCAGCUGCAUUUGAUAAAAGGGGAUGAUCUUAGUUCCAAGUGCAAGUUUGUGAGGAGGAUGGAGUGGGGCAUAAACACUGAUUUUCAAAAGGUGUUUGAUUUGCUUCUCCAAGUGGCCGUGAAUGGGAAUUUGAAGCCAGAGCAUAUGAUCAAGAGGAUAUUCGUGUUCAGCGACAUGGAAUUUGAUCAGGCUUCGAGCAAUAGUUGGGAGACUGAUUAUGAGGCAAUACAGAGGAAGUUUAAGGAGAAAGGGUACGAGAAUGCAGUGCCACAGAUUGUGUUUUGGAAUCUGAGGCACUCGAGUUCUACACCAGUGUCUGAGACACAACCAGGGGUGGCACUGUUGAGUGGCUUCUCCAAGAAUUUGAUGAAGAUGUUCUUCAAACAUGAUGGGGAAAUUUGCCCAGAACUUUUCAUGGAAAUAGCCAUCUCUGGCGAAGAGUAUCAGAGUCUGACUGUAGUAGAUUGA
This is a messenger RNA of Prunus mume (Japanese apricot), 1974 nucleotides long. NCBI's taxonomy places the organism in Eukaryota, Viridiplantae, Streptophyta, Magnoliopsida, Rosales, Rosaceae. The record is from RefSeq and is a predicted model, not a curated record.